This is a messenger RNA of Scylla paramamosain (green mud crab), 1319 nucleotides long. RefSeq names its product probable glutathione S-transferase 6. The record is from RefSeq and is a predicted model, not a curated record. Lineage: Eukaryota; Metazoa; Arthropoda; Malacostraca; Decapoda; Portunidae. Gene Ontology annotation, biological process: glutathione metabolic process. Gene Ontology annotation, molecular function: glutathione transferase activity. The transcript has 5 exons. Bases 262 to 783 code for a protein of 173 amino acids.
GCUGCACAACUCACUGCACCACGUGGCCUUGGACCGAUAAGUAGCUCUAUAACAGCCAUUCCACCGCCGCCGUCCCUCAGUGUCCCCGCAGCCACUGGUUCGUGCGCACACAAACACCACUGACAACCAAACACAGACGCGCACUCGCUCGCACCACCACCACCACCGCCAUGCCCGAAUACAAGCUGGUCUACUUCAACGGCCGUGGCCUGGGGGAACUCGUCCGUUGGAUCUUCCUCCACGGGGACAUUCCUUUCACUGAUGAGCGUGUUGAGAUGUCCGAGUGGCCUGAGAAAGAAGAAGGUCACGCCCGGAGGAAAGCUGCCCCUGCUGUACAUCGAUGGCAAGCCCCUGUGGCAGUCCAUGGCCAUCGGCCGCUUCGCCGCUAAGCUCGCUGGCCUGACCUUGGACGACACCCUCGACGCCUGUUACUGUGACGCCUUCGUGGAGACCGCCAAGGACCUGUUGUCGGAAAUGUACAAGAUCAUGCUUUCCGAAAAAAGCCAGGAGGAGAAGGACAAGGAGCUGAGGGAGGAGUACGUGGUCAAGACACUCACGCCGGUACUGGAGAAGGUCAACAAGAGGCUGGAGACCAAGCAGUGGCUCAUUGGUGACAAGAUGACUUGGGCGGACUUCGCCAUCUCGCGCUCCAUUGAUGAAGUGGCGCUUCACUUCUCCGAUGUGGUCAGUAAGUACCCCAACGUGUCUGCACACGCCGAGAAGAUACAUCAGCUGCCCAAGAUCAAGGAAUGGAGGGCGAAGAGGCCUAACUCACCCUUCUAAAUGGACCGCGAGGCCUAACACGUCCCUCUAGGCUGGUGAGGAAGCCUGAACAUCCUUCCAGCCACCGCGACCCGCACACAAGGCGUCGACAUCACCAUCACUAUUACUACUGCUAUUACUACUUCUACCACUGCUACUACUACUACUACUACUACUACUACUACUACUACUACUACUUUUGGUCACUCAAGUAUUGUUUCCACCGUAAAAACGCCUUCACGUGUGUGUCUACGUAAAACACACUGGUACCUUCUCUCCUUCUACCACACCUUUCACGGGAGUACAGUGCUGCCCGCCCCUCACUGCCACUCCGGAGGGUUAGCUCACGAACAAUCUACGUGGCACCUUGAAGUACUUCAUCCAUUCUCUCUUCUUCAUCAUCAUUUAUUGUUAUCAUUAUUAUUGUUUCUAUUAUUGUUUUCAUUAUAAAUUGUCAUUAAUUUUGCCAACCACCAUCCUAAGCUCCUGGCACGUGACAGAUAUACAAUGUUCGGACCGCUGACAAAAUAAAAAGUACAUAAAUCAACCAAAAGAAA